AUGGUUGUGGAUUUGGCGGUGGCUGGAUGGAUGGUGGUUCUUCUUGCGGCUGCUGUGUUGCUAACGCACGCUUCCGCUACCAACCCCUUCAUUAGCAAUGUAGAUUUCGAUUGGGUGAAAGAAGUUAAGGAAUUUGACGAAAGAAAAACGGGAGUGAAGGGUCUGGUGGAUGCGGGAGUGAAGGAGAUUCCCCGUCUUUUCGUGCAUCCACAGGAGGUCAUAGACCGUUACCCGACAGCCAAGGGUGCAGCAGUGGAGCUGCCCGUGAUAGACCUGAUUGGGGUGGAGAGUGGGGGAGCAAGGCAGAGGGAAGUGGUGGAGGCGAUCGGUAAGGCUGCCAGAGAAUGGGGAUUCUUCAGCAUCAUCAACCAUGGCAUUCCGUUGGAAACAAUGAAAGCCAUGUUGGAAUCUAUAAAGAGAUUCCACGAGCUCCCAGACGAGGAGAAGGAGUCGCUCUACACAUACGAGAGGAGCAAGCUAGUGAAGUGGAACAGUAACCUCCCCGCGCAGAAAGGCGAUCCUGCUUUUGGGAUGGAUGUUUUGAAUGUUGUUUACACUAACGAUCAUCUUGACCCUAAUGAAAUUCCUUCAGCCUGCAGGAAGGAAACAGAUGAGUAUGUGAAGUACAUGAUUGAGGUGAGGGAACUAAUGGCGGAGUUGUUCUCAGAGGCCUUAGGGCUUCCGAGUGAUUACUUAUCGAAAAUGGAGUGCAUGAAAAGCCAGUCCAUUUCAUGCUUGUAUUACCCGGCUUGUCCCGAGCCUCACAAGACCUUAGGAGCUCCAAAGCAUUCCGACACCACUUUCCUCACCUUGCUCAUCCAGGACACCCUCGGUGGCCUCCAGAUGCUUCGGGACAAGCAAUGGGUCGAUAUACCACCCGUUCCUAGGGCCCUCAUCGCCAACUUCGGUGAUCUCAUGCAGAUUCUUAGCAACGACGAGUUCAUAAGCGUGGAGCACAGAGUGUUGUCCCAGUUGGCGGGGCCGAGGAUCUCCGUGGCAACCUUCUCCACUCCGAGCACCCGAGCAGCGGGGAAGCCGUUUGGUCCGAUCAAAGAGCUGAUCACCAAUGAGAAGCCUGCGGUCUAUAGAGAUUUCAUGUUCGAAGAGUACUUCCAAUACUACAAAACAAAAGGAGCUCGAGUUGAAUCAGCCUUCGAAGAUUUCAUCGGAUCGAGCUGCAUGAUCAUGUAA
This is a messenger RNA of Salvia splendens (bonfire salvia), 1191 nucleotides long. RefSeq names its product 1-aminocyclopropane-1-carboxylate oxidase homolog 1. The record is from RefSeq and is a predicted model, not a curated record. The transcript has 4 exons. The coding region runs from base 1 to 1191 and encodes 396 amino acids. NCBI's taxonomy places the organism in Eukaryota, Viridiplantae, Streptophyta, Magnoliopsida, Lamiales, Lamiaceae.